Molecule: messenger RNA, 345 nt
Organism: Lindgomyces ingoldianus
Lineage: Eukaryota; Fungi; Ascomycota; Dothideomycetes; Pleosporales; Lindgomycetaceae
Exons: 1
Coding region: 1-345 (114 amino acids)
Biological process (GO): microtubule-based movement
Cellular component (GO): kinesin complex; cytoplasm; membrane-bounded organelle
Molecular function (GO): kinesin binding
Source: RefSeq, a predicted model, not a curated record
AUGGAGAUUCUUGAGGCAGCGCGGAGGGAAUACCAUGAGGACAACGCGCAGCCGGACCAAGGCCGAUGGGAGGCUGCCAAAGCACUGUUUGUGGAAGUGGUGGAGACAAGCAAGACGAAACUCGGAAAGGACCACCCCAACACACUGACCAGCAUGUGUAAUCUCGCCUUCAUAUGGAAGGGACAGGGUCAUUAUGCGGAAGCUAUACAACUCAUGAAGGAAUGUGUGAAACUACGCAACCGCAUUUUAGGCGUUAGCCAUCCGCAUUGCAUGUCUUCUUUGAAAGCGCUAGCUGGAUGGGAGGUGAAGCAAGCAGACGUUGCUGUCUCGAAUUGGGAUAGUUAA